Molecule: messenger RNA, 1067 nt
Organism: Phragmites australis (common reed)
Lineage: Eukaryota; Viridiplantae; Streptophyta; Magnoliopsida; Poales; Poaceae
Product: vacuolar iron transporter homolog 2-like
Exons: 1
Coding region: 119-850 (243 amino acids)
Biological process (GO): intracellular manganese ion homeostasis
Cellular component (GO): membrane
Molecular function (GO): manganese ion transmembrane transporter activity; iron ion transmembrane transporter activity
Source: RefSeq, a predicted model, not a curated record
GGAUUCCGCUAUAAAUACCCCGGUCCGAGGCGUGUGGCCGCCACACUCCAAUCCCCAUCGAUCUCCCCUGCACACUCCUUCGAUCCUCCUCCUUCGAUCGGGCGCUUGCUUUAGAUCCAUGGACCCUUACCUCAGCUCCUACGUCCACGCGGGGGCGGCGGCGGCCGCCUCUCCGAAUGGCAAGACGACUGAAUCAGGUGAUGUGCGGCCAUUAUCGGCGGUCGUCGUUGUCGACGUCGAGGCGCCUGCGUUGACGAAGACGGCCGAGGCCGAUCCGAGCGAGGACGGCGUUAACUACAUGGCCCGCGCGCAGUGGCUCCGUGCUGCCGUCCUCGGCGCCAACGACGGACUCGUCUCCGUGGCGUCCCUCAUGAUCGGCGUCGGCGCCGUGAACGCGACCCGCAAGGCCAUGCUCGUGUCCGGCCUGGCGGGGCUGGUGGCCGGCGCCUGCAGCAUGGCCAUCGGCGAGUUCGUGUCCGUGUACGCGCAGUACGACAUCGAGGUGUCGCAGAUCAAGCGCGACGGCACCGACGGCGGCGCCAGCAAGGAGAGCCUGCCGAGCCCGGCUCAGGCCGCGUUCGCGUCGGCGCUGGCGUUCGCGGUCGGCGCCCUCCUGCCGCUGCUGUCCGGCGUGUUCAUCCCGUCCUGGGGCGCCAGGGUCGCGGCUGUGUGCGUGGCGAGCAGCGUCGGCCUUGCAGGGUUCGGCGUGGCGGGCGCGUACCUGGGCGGCGCGAACAUCGUGAGGUCCGGCCUCAGGGUCCUCGUGGGCGGGUGGCUCGCCAUGCUCGUCACGUUCGGCGUGCUACGGCUCUUCGGGACCGUGUUUCACAUACAGAUCUCGUCGGCGUGAUCGAUCGUUCGGGCCAUGGAGAAAUGGAACAAUAAAACAGAGACCCAGCUGUUAAUUAAUUACUUGAUGAUGCGUUCAUCAGUAUUGUAGAUUUGUAGUAGCUAGCUUGGGAUGGGUGAUAUAUGGAUGGAUGCUACCUCCUACCAUGCAUCAGAAUGUGAAACCAUGCAUGCAUGUCAUGAGUAGCAAACUAGUGAUGGCUUGCUGGAUAGCGAAA